AUGGAUGGCAAAUUAAAUAUAACAUAUAUCACUCUUGAUGGGUAUGUAGAUGUGGACAAGUACAGAUAUCUUUAUUUUGUUAUCAUGUUUAUGUCAUUUAUUCUCAUAAUUUGCUUUAAUUCUACGAUUGUGUGGAUCAUAGCGAUUCAUAAAAACCUCCAUGAGCCUAUGUACAUUUUCAUUGCAGCUUUGUUAAUCAACUCUGCUCUUUUCAGCAUUGUGAUCUACCCAAAGCUUCUGAUUAACAUAUUAUCAGAAAAACAGGUCAUAACUUACCAAGCCUGUCUCUUUCAGUGGUUUGUAAAUUACUCUUUUGCAGGUUCAGAGUAUUUUCUUUUGUCUGCCAUGUCCUAUGACAGAUAUGUAUCUAUAUGUAAACCUCUGCAAUAUCCGAUGAUCAUGAGAAAAAUGACUGUCAGUAUGCUUCUUGUUUUAUGUUGGCUUCUGCCCGCUUGUCAGACAACAGUGCCUGUUGUGAUGAGUGCUAAUACCAAUCUCUGUAUUUUUGCUCUAAAAGGAAUAAGUUGUAACAGCUUUGUUUUCAAACUCCAGUGUGUCACUUCCCGAUUAGUACAUAUAUAUGGCUUGGUAGGUAUGAUAGCGGUUAUAAUUUGUCCUGUGCUUUUCAUAUGUUUUACAUACACCAGGAUAUUUGUGAUAACCUAUCGAAGUUGUAGAGAAGUCAGGAAAAAAGCUGCACAGACCUGUUUACCUCACCUGCUGGUUUUAUUUCACUUCUCCUCUUUGAGUGCUUUUGAUAUACUUCUGGCUCGGACGGAAGUAAAAUUUCCAGAACUCAUACGUCUAAUUAUAGCAUUGCAAGCAAUUUUGUUUCACCCUCUUUUUAAUCCAGUUAUAUAUGGACUGAAAAUGAAAGAAAUUCAUAAACAUAUCAAGAGCUUGUUCAGCAGAAAUGUGUAA
Mugil cephalus (flathead mullet) is the source of this 921-nucleotide messenger RNA. RefSeq names its product olfactory receptor 10A6-like. The transcript has a single exon. Gene Ontology annotation, molecular function: G protein-coupled receptor activity; olfactory receptor activity. Gene Ontology annotation, biological process: G protein-coupled receptor signaling pathway. Bases 1 to 921 code for a protein of 306 amino acids. The record is from RefSeq and is a predicted model, not a curated record. Gene Ontology annotation, cellular component: membrane. Lineage: Eukaryota; Metazoa; Chordata; Actinopteri; Mugiliformes; Mugilidae.